Molecule: messenger RNA, 3198 nt
Organism: Trichoplusia ni (cabbage looper)
Lineage: Eukaryota; Metazoa; Arthropoda; Insecta; Lepidoptera; Noctuidae
Exons: 3
Coding region: 1-3198 (1065 amino acids)
Biological process (GO): DNA integration
Molecular function (GO): nucleic acid binding; zinc ion binding
Source: RefSeq, a predicted model, not a curated record
AUGUCUGUUGGGAAAGUUCGAGAUUUUGACAUAAAAAAUGGGAAUUGGUCGGCGUACGUCGAUCGUCUCGAAAUGUAUUUUGUUGCUAACAAAAUAGCGGAAGAUUUGAAGUUACCAACAUUAAUAGCUCUUAUCGGCGAACCGGCUUAUGAGUUACUGUCUACUUUGGCGAGCCCGAGAAAACCAUCAACCCUGAAAUAUAAAGAAGCGGUGGAAUUACUGCAAGCACAUCUACAGCCGAAACCAUCAAUUCUCGCGGAGAGGUAUAGGUUCCGACAAAGACGCCAAUCAGCGGGAGAAACGAUAGCUGAUUACGUGGCAGAUUUGAAAAAGAUGUCACGUUAUUGUGAAUUCAAGAUCAAUUUAGAAGAAAAUUUGAGGGAUCAGUUUGUGUGCGGGUUACGUAGCGAAUAUAUACGUCAGAGGUUAUUCGCGGAAGAUAACAUAGAUUAUCAAAAAGCGCUAGUAUUAGCCAAUACUCUGGAGGCAGCUGAGCGGGACGCCGGGGCCGUAGAGGGAACGCAGGAACAAACUACCAGCCGGGAACUAAGCGAGAGAAUACACAAGUUGGAACUCAAUAAAUGCUCAGCCUGCGGGGUCAACGGUCAUGGGGCACAUAACUGUAGGUACAAGGAGUUCGAAUGUAGUUAUUGUGGACAACCUGGCCAUUUACGAAGAGUUUGUAGAAAAAAAGAAUUUGAUCGUCGCAUAAAAUCUACGAUUUCAAACCGCGGGAAUAAUGGCGCGCGAGGAAGGUCACGUAGAGGACGCGUGAUCGGGUCGAGCGCCUACGGAGCGGGUGUAUGGCGGAGCGGCAACAUGGCGCGCGGGGGGCGCAGCAACGCUCGCACCGCACGCAGCAACGACGUUAUCGACGCGGCGUACUGGCUGAGCGAGCCAGCGAUGGAUGACAACUCCGGCUCGGAGCAAGACGUUGAGGGUACAAACGAGGAACCGAUACAUGACAACCUAUUCGAUGGCACGUUGGGCAAAUAUACCGGUGAAGAAGUCAAGUUAUGCGUGCGGGAUGGGACCGAGCCAGUAUUUUGUCGAGCGCGCCCCGUGCCUUAUGCAUUGCUGGCGCGGGUCAAUGCUGAGUUAGACGCGAUGCUGCGCGCCGGCGUCAUCGAGCCCGUUGAACGGUCCGACUGGGCCACACCGCUAGUUAUAGCGAGGAAGGGAGACGGUGGAAUACGCUUAUGCGCGGAUUAUAAGGUGACACUUAACAAGGCUUUACUGGUUGACAGUACUGAAGUAUUGACACACUUUGACAUAUCGCUGGAGAGCAUAGUAACAUGCGACGCGAGCGCACGCGGGCUGGGGGCCGUGCUGGCACAGCGCGCGUCUGACGGCAGCGAGCGGGUUGUGGCGUACGCAUCGCGGGCGCUCACUGCCGCGGAGUUACACUACAGCCAGAUACAUAAAGAAGCCUUGGCUAUAAUUUUCGCGGUAGACAAGUUUCAUCAGUAUCUUUAUGGCAGAAAGUUUACACUACGUACAGAUCAUAAACCGCUGGUCACAAUUUUUGGGCCCCAUGCAGGAAUACCGAACACGGCGGCGAGUCGUUUACAGCGGUGGGCCAUUAAACUAUCAGCUUACGAUUUUAAUAUAGAGUACAUUCGAUCAGAUAAAAACACGGCAGAUAUUUUGUCUAGGUUAAUUAGCACUCAUAAAGAAGGGGUUAUUAGUGAAGAAUUAGACACACCUGAACAAACGUAUUUACACUUUGCCGCGGAAGCAUUGUUAUUAGAUUAUCAAACGUUAAAAAAAGAAACCGUUUCGGAUAGUGUAUUGAGCAGAGUAGCCAGAUAUAUAAACGAUGGCUGGCCGGUCGAGGUCGAAAUGAAAGAAUUAAAACCAUAUUUUAACCGUAGAAAGGAAUUAUAUAUUGAGCUAGGGUGUGUAAUGUGGGGACAUAGGCUAGUAAUUCCUAGUACGUGUAGGAAUAAAGUGAUCGCUGAGCUUCAUGAGAGUCACAUGGGCAUAGUCAAAACUAAAUCGUUAGCGCGAAGUUACGUAUGGUGGCCGGGAAUAGACGAGGCACUAGAGGCAGCAUGUUGCAGCUGCACCGUGUGCGCUGAAGUGGCGGACGCACCACCUGCGCAUGCGCCCCGCGCCUGGCCGUGGCCAGAUCGACCGUGGACCAGGAUACACGUAGACUUCUUAGGACCGGUAGCCGGUCUUACUUAUCUAGUGGUAGUCGAUGCACAUUCAAAGUGGAUUGAAGCUAUUAGAAUGCUGAGCACCACAUCGCAAGCGGUAAUAAAAGAAUUACGAGAGAUGUGGGCGAGAUUUGGGUUACCUAAACAAUUGGUUAGUGAUAAUGGCCCUCCGUUUUUCAGUGGAGAAUUUCAGCAAUUCUUAAAUAAUAAUGGUAUAGAACAUAUAUUUUCGGCACCUUAUCACCCAGCUUCUAAUGGGGCAGCGGAAAACGCUGUUAAAAUUUGUAAAAAGAGCAUUAAAAAGGCGAUUAAAUCGAAAUCCGACGUACACUCCACAUUGUGUCGUUUUCUGCUGGCGUACAGAAACACACCACACUAUACAACCGGGGAAAGCCCCGCCAAGAUGUUAUUAGGGCGCAACUUGCGCAUGCGGUUAGAUUGUUUGAAACCAGACCAGAAGGCACUUAUUAGAGCUCGCCAAGAGACAGUAGAAGCUACAUCGAGUGGCGUCACAAGACAGUUUAAUCCGGGGGACCUUGUAUGGUUCAGAGAAUACCGUAGCUCAAACAAGUGGUCUGCAGGGACUGUUAUAGAGAAAACAGGUAGUACAGAUUAUAAUGUUAAAUCUAUCCACGGCACUGAGGUGCAUAGACACAUUGACCAACUAAAACCAAGAGUGAUAAAUAGGACAGCUAGGCUAGUAGAUGCAAACUUUAGGAACUUUCAACCAGUUCAGCCUGUUAAGAGCUCUCGCUCUUCUCUCGUGUUUCCUUCGGACAAUAAUCGAGCGCCGAACACAGAACAGGACCGGACAAACGGAACCAGCUUGACGAAAGCAUUGGUCGAGGAAACAUCCCGCACGCAAACAGACGGAAGUGAUUUGGUUACAAGUGAACCCUUGUCAACGUCAAGUGUACCUUUAAAUAUGCCCAAGGUGCAGGAGACGGGUAGUCCUAGGGUUCCUAUUACUCGGGAUAUACGAACUAGUAAUCGUACACGCAAACCGGUUAAGAGAUAUGGGUUUGAUGAUGAUUGA